GGACGGGGGCAGUACUGUGACCCUGCAGGGGCAGGACAAGGGGCCCCGAUGAGGAGGAUCUGGGCUGCAAAUCUGUGGUUCCGGCGACCCCCCGCCUCCAGCAGCCCACCGGGCUCUCGCUGAAAAUGACAACUCCAGCCAGAGCCGGCGCGCGCGCCUACGACACAGCCAUUCAUGCUUUAGCCGAGGAAAACCAAAAAGCAACAGCUGGCGGCGGAUGCGCGCGCGCGCUGGCCCGUCCCCGCGGCGGCCGUCUCCUGUUGCUUCUCCAAGCGGCCUGCCCUUUGAAUCCCGCCCGCACCCAGGAGCGGCGGCGGCGCGCUCGAGGGGCGGGCAGCGCCGGGCGAGGAGAAGGGGGUCCGCGCGCCGACGCUGCCCGGAGGCCGGCGGAUGGUGACACCGCGGUCCCCGGAGCCCAGCCCCGGCCGAGCCCCCGCCCACCACUCCCCACCCCAGCCGGACCCGCCGCUCCAGCCCGCCCCCACCCUUCCCAGCAGGGGAGGCGGGAAAAACAGCGAAAGCCUCGCCCACCGCCCUCCCCCAGCCUCGCCACUCCCAGGCUCCUCCGGACUCGACUCAUCCUCCUGGGAUUGUCUCGGAGGGGACACGCCGCGCAGCUGCAGUCUGUCACCCAGACCAUGGUGACGGGCUCUCUCUCCUUCCACUUUCUCAGCCCUCAUGCUUUUAAUUACCACUGA
Molecule: messenger RNA, 698 nt
Organism: Cervus elaphus (red deer)
Lineage: Eukaryota; Metazoa; Chordata; Mammalia; Artiodactyla; Cervidae
Product: CASP-like protein 4A2
Exons: 3
Coding region: 126-698 (190 amino acids)
Source: RefSeq, a predicted model, not a curated record